Molecule: messenger RNA, 726 nt
Organism: Tripterygium wilfordii
Lineage: Eukaryota; Viridiplantae; Streptophyta; Magnoliopsida; Celastrales; Celastraceae
Product: 60S ribosomal protein L22-2-like
Exons: 3
Coding region: 186-563 (125 amino acids)
Biological process (GO): cytoplasmic translation
Cellular component (GO): ribosome
Molecular function (GO): structural constituent of ribosome; RNA binding
Source: RefSeq, a predicted model, not a curated record
GGCUACGUUAUCUUUCCCUAUGGGACCAAACACAGAACUAGCUUUCGGAUUGGGCUGGGUCUUCCAACCAAAACACAAAGCCUCUGAGCCUUUACAAAAACCCUAACCCUAGCUGUCUGCGUAGCCAAGGCGCACCAGAACCCUUGCAAUCCACACCGGUAAUCAUUUUUCUUUACUCAAGAGAAAUGAGCAAAGGAAGUGGCGGUCCGGCGAAGGCCGGGAAGAAGAAGGGAGCGACCUUCACGAUCGACUGUGGUAAGCCGGUGGAGGACAAGAUCAUGGACAUCGCCUCGCUCGAGAAAUUUCUCCAGGAGCGCAUCAAGGUUGGCGGCAAAGCGGGCGCCCUUGGCGACUCCAUCACCAUCUCUCGUGAGAAGUCGAAGAUCACCGUCACUUCUGAUUCCAACUUCUCCAAGCGGUAUCUGAAGUACUUGACAAAAAAGUACUUGAAGAAGCAUAACGUGAGGGAUUGGCUUCGCGUGAUUGCAUCUAACAAGGACCGCAAUGUUUACGAACUCAGGUACUUCAACAUUGCUGAGAAUGAAGGCGAGGAGGAAGAUUAAACAAUCUAAUUCAGUAUUGAUUACUCUUGAAUCCCCUGUUUCAUCCGUUGUUUUCUUAUAUGAUCGAAUCUUUUUGUUGGCGAAUUUUGGAAUUUCUUAUGAAAUCUUCUCUUGUUUAUACUGAAUCAUUGCCGUGCUUAGUUUCGAUUAUUUUCUUAAUUAA